AUGACCAAAGAAAAACACCCUGCCAUUAAAUCGGCUGUGGUUAGCCACCCUUGCCCGUCGUACGUCCACUCUCGGAUUACAGUUUACCACGCUAGCAAGAUCGACCUGCGCUACUGUCGUUCCCUUCACAGCUGUUCCUCGUGUAAAAUGGGUCAGUUAAAGGACCCCUGCAGUGCCAUCCAUUUCGGGAUGUGCUCUGCUGUGGUUGGGCCGCCAGCCAAAUCACGAAAACGACAUGGUACAUCCGUGCUGACCACCGCUUCUAGACCGGUUAUGCGAGACGGCGGGGUUUUAUAUUACAGAAGCGCAAAUUUGCUACACCCAAUAGGGCCAAACUCGCCAAAAACUCGCAGCUUGGCCAUUUUACGAGAGGGUCAUGAACUGGCAGGAACGUCAUUGGAUAACAGAGCUGCGGUUUUGCAGAACAAUGUCUUUCGUCUUCACCCUCAGAGGCAGGUGGUGCUUUCGGGUAGCCAGGCUGGAGCUAACAGCGGUAACCUUGGUCAGCAUGCAGGUUCCAAUGUGGUUAUCUCAACAGGUCGUGGUCAAGGUGGUGGAAUGGCCAUCAGAUUCACCCCUGGCCAGACGAAUAUUAUCAGCGACGGCAACACGAACAUAGAAAUCCAAGGUCAGGGCCGUGCCAUUCAUAUUCAGAGCACGGGAGGCCAGAAUGUUCGAUUUCGUUCCAUGGUCGGCCCUGGGGGUCAAUCAGGUCAUGUGAUUAACAUCCAAGGCAAUAGAGGACACGGGAAUUACCCCGAAUACAUCGAUGCCAGACCAAUCACAGUACCUUUACCUGUUGAUGUCACAGAUUCCACAAACGAAACCGAGUCCCCGGUGCCAAAAAGCUUUUUAUCUACAAAACAGAUUGUCCAUCAGAAACCAACAGCUCGAGUAGCUCCAGCUCCUGUAAUACCUUCAGUUCCUACGGCAUCCCGGACUGUACUGCCUCCUGCUUCGCUAAGUCCUCAGCUACCACUGGAUGUUUCUCCUUUCGUGGGACCACCAGCUUCAGUGCAGCCAAGUCCACCAUUGUAUGACAACUCUGCAUCUGCGCCAUCUCCUUCUGCACCGCUGAUAUCGGGAUCACCAGUGGCCACUGUAUCGCCAACUAAACAGCCUGUGAUUGCAGCUAACAAGGAGAAUGCUACCAGUCCCAUCCAUGCCAUCCCAACAGAGCAAGAGCUGCAAGUGAUUACUCCGGACUCUAUACAGAAUCUGCCAGACAUUUCAGGGAGGACAGUUUCUGACCAGGACAUUUGGGAGAGACAGUUACUGCAUCAAGUAAACGAGGCAUUUCUUAACAACCAAAACCAGAACAGAAAAGAUGCUGACAUCUUUCAACCGCUGCGAGAGCAAGCUCUUAAAGAACGUACAUCAGAGUCACCAACUCAGAACAACAAAUUUUUAGCACCUUCGGACAACCAACUACAACAAUCUAGACAGCCACUUUCGCCCACGAGUAUACCCCAGUUUUAUUUUCCAUCUGGCAAGCCAGAUAUGGGUUCAGACAUUGAGUACGUCCUACAGAAUGUUGCACAGACAUUCAAUGAGUUGGAAGGAGGCAGGGCAUACAAAGAACACAUGGGCAGUAUUACAAAGGCAUGUGGAUUUCCUUUGUACUGGAAAAUUUUAUUGUUUCGGGCAGCAGGCGGGGCAACUGAGGGAUUUAUAACUUACCAAGGCUUGUCUGUUCUUUUGCGAAAAUUGCAUCAAUCUUGUCAUGACGACGCCUCCAGAUUUACAAAGUUCACUGCCAAACCUGGCUCCAGUGUGCUGGUGUUCGAGGACUUUGAACCCCUAAUUCAGGAUGUAAUAAUAACGCAUCCAGGACUGACAUUUUUGCAAGAUGCCCCAGAAUUCCAUUCUAGAUAUGUUACUACGGUUAUUUCUAGAAUUAUGUUUUGUGUCAAUCGGUCAUGGACUGGAAGGAUUACAUUGCCAGAACUACGGAAAUCAAAUUUUCUGCAGACUGUUGUGAGGCUGGAGCAGGAAGAUGACAUCAACCAGAUUAAGGACUACUUUUCCUAUGAGCAUUUUUAUGUCAUCUAUUGCAAGUUCUGGGAGCUGGACAAGGAUCAUGAUCUGUUCAUAGACAGAGAGGAUUUGUCUCGGUACAAUGACCAUGCACUCAGUUCAAGAAUUGUUGACAGAAUAUUUUCAGGGGCAGUCACUAGGGGGCCAGAUUUUCAGGAAGGAAAGAUGAGCUACAAGGAGUUUGUGUGGUUUCUUUUAGCAGAGGUGGAUAAAAAGCACCCAACAAGCAUUGAGUACUGGUUUCGCUGCAUGGAUCUGGAUGGGGAUGGUGUUAUAUCCAUGUAUGAGAUGGAGUAUUUUCAUGAAGAGCAAAUGAUGAAAAUGGAGACCCUUGGUAUUGAAAGGCUGCCUUUUGAGGAUACAGUUUGCCAGAUGAUGGACAUGGUAAGCCCAAAAGUCAAAGGAAGGAUAACUCUCAGAGAUCUGAAAGCUUGCAAAAUGACUGAUGUUUUCUUUGAUACCUUCUUCAACCUGGAUAAGUUCCUGGAGCACGAGCAGAGAGAUCCAUUCACAAAUACCAGGGAUCCUAGUGUGGAUCCCAAUGAAGAUAAUGACUGGAACAGAUACGCAGAAGAAGAGUAUGACAUUCUUGUUGCAGAUGAGGGAAACAUGGAGCUGGAUAAUAGAAAUUUUGAGGCUGAUUUUGAAGGAGAAGAUGAUGCUCUAUUACAAGACGAGAUAUUAAGGUCCAUGCAGAUUGAAGGACAUCAGAGGUCUCCAGCAGAUCUUCAGCCGGCAGAAGAAGGCUAUGAAUUUAGCAGUGUUGCAUUUUAG
Molecule: messenger RNA, 2811 nt
Organism: Candidula unifasciata
Lineage: Eukaryota; Metazoa; Mollusca; Gastropoda; Stylommatophora; Geomitridae
Source: the annotation of a GenBank genome assembly